This is a messenger RNA of Symbiodinium pilosum, 1902 nucleotides long. NCBI's taxonomy places the organism in Eukaryota, Dinophyceae, Suessiales, Symbiodiniaceae. The record is from the annotation of a GenBank genome assembly.
AUGCUCACCGGUUUCCUGAACAUCGCCUUCUCCUUUGCCAGUACGGUCCCCCUCUUCACAGGGAUCUGGCUGCUCAACGGCCUCUUCCAGGGCUGUGGUGCGACACCCUGCAACAAGAUGCUGGUCAACUGGUUUCCCGCCCGAAGUCGUGGGAAGUGGUGGAGCAGCUGGAACGCGUCUCACAACAUCGGCGGCUUCCUGAUACCCCUUUUAGCAGGUGGCCUGGCCGCAAGGUUUGGCUGGCGUGCGGGCAUGAUGGGCCCAGGCGUGAUUGCCAUCCUAGCAGGGCUUCUCGCCCUGGCUACGAUGAAGGACUCUCCUGAGAAAGCGGGCUUGCCUUCCGCAGAGGACUGGGCGGCCCCAAGGUUUCAGGAUGAGGUUUCAGGGACGCCCGAGCCUGCCUCCGUGGAAGACUCCACGGAGAAGGUUUGGGAGUCCCUUCUCCGGAACAAGUUCCUGUGGUGCAUGGCUGCCAUGCAUUUCUUCAUCUACUUCAUCCGCCAGGGCGUCCUCAACUGGGCACACUUCUACAUCAUGGACGAGUUCGGGGUUCCAGCCCUUGAGGCCACCGCGCGUGUUAGCGGCUUUGAGCUUGGAGGCUUGCUGGGAUGCAUUGUAUCCGGCCAGGUUUCUGACUGGCUGAUUAGCCGUUACCCUCAGCGAGGGGCAGCUGGUUUGCGGGCCCAGGUUAUGAUAGCAUAUUCGCUGCUGGCUGCAGCAGCGGUCUUUUGUCUCUGGGUGGUGCCUCCACUUGCUGUUCUCCAAUGGAUUUCGAUGGCAGCAUUCGGUUUUGCCAUAUACGGUCCCCAGACGCUCAUCACCAUGACGGGUGUCGAGACAGUUCCUCGGAAGGCAGCCGCCACAGCCGGAGGCCUUUUAGCGUACCCUGCGCAGCUUGGCUCGAUGUGUGCAGGCUUGCCGUUCGCCCUGCUGGUCCAGGAGUACGGCUGGGGCGGCUUCUUCCCAAGUCUCAUCCUCUUGAGCCUGGUAUCUGCCACGGUGAUCAUUCCUGGUUGGAACACGCCAUCCUACCGCCAGGAUCUCAGUCUUCCUGUGGCUGUGAAGAUGCUGAAGCCUUUUGAGUGCUGGGUGACUGGGUGCCAAGGCUGGGCCGCAAACCCAAGGGAGAUGCAGCUGCGAAAUCAGCCGGACCGGCCCGGAAACGGCUGGCUGGUUGGUUGCGUUCAAAACGGCUGUAUGCGGAAGAAUGCGGCAUCGUCCAAGAAGCGAAAGUGGCAGGAGGAGCUCAGCGAGGAGAGUGACGGCGAGGGCGAGCAGAUUACGGUGGAGGAGUUAGAGAAAUGGAAGGAGACGCUCGCUGAGGAGGAGAAGCGAGAGCAGAUGGAGAAGGAAGAGCAGGAAAGAAGAGCUCGAGAGGAGGAAAGAAGGCGCAGGGCCGCAGAAGAGGAGGAGCGGCGAAAGCGCGAACAAGAAGAGGCUGAAGCGCGAAAAGAGGCCGAAGAGGCCCGGAAAGCUGCAGAGGAGGCCGAGCAAGAGAGAAGGCGCCAGGAGGAAGACCUCAUUCCUCCGGGUGCUCAUCCGCCUGACGUCUUGGGCCUCAUGCCUCCAGGCUUGAAGCCGGACAAGGCGCAUCUGUACAAAACGUCGUUUUGCAAGCGAUGGGAGCAAGGCAACUGCAACUUUGGCUCCGCGUGCCACUUUGCUCAUGGCGAACGAGAGCUCAGAGGGCGGCUGCCAUCCCAGGCUGGCAUGCCAGGGCCCCUGGCCGGAGUGGCACCUCGACCUGCGCUUUCUUCUGUGCCUUGCAUGCCCGUUUCCCCUCCGCGUCCUCCGAUGCCGCCUCGUCCACCUGUCCCCGUGUCCAUGGGCAAAGGGGACUGGAAGGGUGAGAAAGGCAAGGGCUUCGAGGGCUUCGAUAGUUUUGAGCUUGGCAAGGGCGGA